Molecule: messenger RNA, 930 nt
Organism: Adineta ricciae
Lineage: Eukaryota; Metazoa; Rotifera; Eurotatoria; Adinetida; Adinetidae
Source: the annotation of a GenBank genome assembly
AUGCAGCUACGCGUAAUACUUCUUCUUAAAAUUGCUGUAAGUUAUGUAUGGAGCCAGACUCUAUAUACUUGUUCAGCUAAUUCUUCAUGCGGAUGUUCUAAGAAUUCCGCUAUAUUAACACGCAUUGUCGGAGGUGAAUCAGCUACGGAUCAAACAUGGGGAUGGAUGGCAUCCCUUCGUUAUUCAUCUACUAAUUCACACUUCUGCGGUGGCUCAAUUAUAUCAAAAGAUCAUAUUCUGACAGCUGCUCACUGUGUAGUUUCGUUAUCAUCACCGUCUUCGAUUCGUGCAUACGUUGGAUCAGUGAAUCUUUAUAGUGGUGGGCAAAUAUGUGGUAUUUCGAACAUUUUCGUUCAUCCAGAUUAUUCUACUAGUACAUUUGUCAAUGAUAUCGCUAUUCUGAAAUUAUCGUCGUCACUGGAUCUUACCCAAAAUGCUCUUGAUAAAAUUUGUUUGCCAAACGUGUCAAUAGCAAUACUAGCUAGUCAAGAAUAUCCUGCACCGAAUACAAGUUUGGUUGCUAUUGGUUGGGGUUACUUAUCAGAAGGAUCUGGUUCCGUUUCUUCUACUCUUCAACAAGUCACAAUCCAGGCAGUUGCUGACAAUAGUACAUACUGUACAAGGCUAGGUAUAACCGAUGCAAAUACACAAUUCUGUGCAGGAGUCAUGCCUUUGGGUGGGAAAGAUACAUGUCAAGGCGAUAGUGGUGGUCCAUUGAUGAUGUUCACUUCAGCGAAUGUCUGGCAAAUAACCGGAAUCACAUCAAAUGGAAUUGGAUGCGCAGAAAAAAACCUGCCUGGUGUUUACACUCGUGUAGCAGCCUUUCAAACAUGGAUCAACGAUACUAUGAACGACUCCAAUCCAAUUUAUUCAUUUUCUAAUACAAUCUUUACGUUUGUUCUUGCAUUUUUUUUGUUACUUCCCUUCUAA